This is a messenger RNA of Argiope bruennichi, 621 nucleotides long. RefSeq names its product cuticle protein 16.8-like. Gene Ontology annotation, molecular function: structural constituent of chitin-based larval cuticle. The coding region runs from base 1 to 621 and encodes 206 amino acids. The record is from RefSeq and is a predicted model, not a curated record. Lineage: Eukaryota; Metazoa; Arthropoda; Arachnida; Araneae; Araneidae. The transcript is spliced from 4 exons. Gene Ontology annotation, cellular component: chitin-based extracellular matrix.
AUGAUCGCAAAGGUUCUUCUUCUUGCAGCUCUCGCUGCUGUAUCUCUCGCACUUCCCUACCAAGCACCCAUUGCUAAGGAAGAAAAACACGAACCCAUCCCCUACGAAUUCGGCUACGAGACUAACGAUGACAAAGGCACCACCACCUUCAGAAAGGAAAAGAGCGAUGGCAAAAAGGUGGAAGGAAGCUACGGAUACAAGAAUGACAAAGGUAUCGAACGAGUUGUAGAAUACGUCGCCGACGAGCACGGUUACAAAGCCCAGAUCAAAACCAACGAGCCUGGAACUGACAGCCAGAACCCCGCCGACGUCAUCUUCGAUGCUAAACCCAUUGUUAUUGAAGAGCCCAAAGCUGCCGCAGCACCCAAACCCCAAUACGAAGCUGUCCAAUCCUCCUCUACCCACGAACACAAAUACGAAGCCCGCAGAUAUGAAAUCCCUGCACCAAGAUACGAAGCCCCUAAAUAUGAAAUCCCAGAACCAAAAUAUGAAGCUCGACGAUACGAAGCCCCUAAAUAUGAAGUUCCUGAGCCAAAAUACCAAGCCCCUAAAUAUGAAAUUCCCGAGCCAAAAUACGAAGUUCCACGAUACGGAGCCCGCCACCAAUCAAGACAUUAUUAG